Molecule: messenger RNA, 957 nt
Organism: Rotaria sp. Silwood2
Lineage: Eukaryota; Metazoa; Rotifera; Eurotatoria; Philodinida; Philodinidae
Source: the annotation of a GenBank genome assembly
AUGAUGAUUAGAUUAUUAUUAAUAAUUCUAACCAUUGCACAAAUUAAUGGAGAUAAGACAAACAAAGAUUCAACUAUAGAAAAUACUCGACCAAUUAUUGGAAUUUUAACUCAACCAACUCCAACAUCAUGGAUGAAACCAAAUCGUACUACUUAUAUAGCAGCUUCUUAUGUUAAAUAUAUCGAAGCAACUGGUGCUCAAGUUGUACCUAUUCGAAUGUAUCAAUCAAUAGAUUAUUAUUUACAUUUGUUUAAUUCGCUAAAUGGAGUACUUUUUCCUGGCGGAGAUUUUACUGAUGAAUAUUUUUUUGUUGCUAAACUUUUUUAUGUGUGGUCAUUAAAAGAUUUUGAUGAAAUACAAAAAAGUUUUCCUUUAUGGGGAACAUGUCUAGGUUUUGAAGUACUGCUUAUGUUAACAAGAUAUUCAACUGGUAUUUUGGAACCUUGUCAAGGAUAUGAUUAUGCAACAGAACUCUCUUUUAUGCCAAAUGCAAAUGAUAGUCGAUUAUUGGGAAGAUCAUUACCCUUAAGCAUAAAAUAUGCUUUAGAAAAUGAGCCAACAACGGCAAAUUUCCAUAAUUUUUGUAUGCGACCAGAAAACUUCUCGGCUGAUCCUAUAUUAUCAAUGUUUUAUAAUAUGUUAACUAUAAGCCCAGAUUUGGAAGGUCGAACAUUUGUUUCAACUAUUGAAAGUCUUCGUUAUCCAAUUUUUGGUGUUCAAUGGCAUCCAGAAAAGAAUGCAUUUGAAUGGCGAGUAAAUACAACAAUACCUCAUACAAAAAAUUCCGUUGAAGUAAUGCAAUAUAUGGCAAAUUUUUUAACUAAUCAAACACGUCAAAAUAUGAAUCAUUUCAAUUCAUUAGGAGAUGAAUUAAAAUAUCUUAUAUAUCAAUAUACACCUGAAUUUACUGAUUUAGAUACAUCACAUUUUCAACAAAUUUAUUAUUUUUAUGAAUGA